Messenger RNA from Mytilus trossulus (common blue mussel), 1630 nucleotides. RefSeq lists its product as uncharacterized. Lineage: Eukaryota; Metazoa; Mollusca; Bivalvia; Mytilida; Mytilidae. The record is from RefSeq and is a predicted model, not a curated record. The transcript has 10 exons. The coding region runs from base 8 to 1036 and encodes 342 amino acids.
UAAUAGAAUGGGUGAUACAAAUGAACAAAACAGAGAUGAUGGCAAUGAAAAAACAAAAGAAGAUUACCCUUUGGUUCAAGAAGAUCCCAAGGCUACAUACCAUUAUAAUGCUAAAAAAUGCAUAAAAUGGACAGUUUCCGUGUGUAUGAUUUUAAUGAUGGUAGCAGUAGUAUGGGCGUUAGUUGCAUUUCCGUCACUCCCUUCUAAUUUUACGAAGCAAUCUAGCUCACCUGAAUCAUCGGCGAACCAAUCUGAUAAAACGAAAGCCAUAGACAGAACAUGUGCUUACAUCACCGAUAGGGAAUACUGGAAAUCGAUUCCAGAUAAUUUGGAUGAGUAUUGCAGACCAAAACAAGUUAUGGAUGGAACUAGUGGUUACCUGAAAAAAAGGUUUCAGUGUCCGGGAACCCAGCUAUAUAUCCCUCUUUUAUGUAUGUGCGACUAUAAUGUCACUUGCCCUAAAACAAAGAAUAGCUUGGUGUCUCAGACCGAACACUACAUGAAAAGACCUUGUAAAGAAUGUACGAGUCAAGAGUAUUGUGCAUGCCAAAACUUCGGCAAAUGUUAUAACUGCACUGAAAAAAUUAUGAAAUCCUGGAAGUGUUUGUGUAAACCAGGAACUGGUGGUACUUACUGUACAAAAAUUUCUAAAAGACUGUGUACUAAAUCCAAGAAAUCAAAUGGGUUGGAAAACUGUAGUAAUUCUAAUAACCUUGAGUGUGUUUUACGACUAGAUAAUCAUGACACAUAUGUCUGUAAAUGGAACGAAGCGAUGAAUGGUGAUUAUCCGAAUUGUGGACUGUCAGUUUCUACGUCUUCCUUGAUGAAAGGAGGAAUGUCGAGUUCAGAAGAAAUGCAUAAUUCAGAAACUUCUCAACUUACAACUACAAAUAUGUUGUUAUGGGCAAUAUUUGUACUUCUUGUUGUGGCGGUUAUAGGUCUUUCAAUUUUGCAAUUUUAUGGAACAUGUCAAACAUUUAUCAAGACACGUUGCGAAAAAUGUCAUAGCCUAAUGCAAAGUUGCUCUUUUUUAUAGACGUGUGUUUAUCUCCCACAUAAAGAGAGUUAUCAUUACAGUGAAACGUGCAUACAUUUUCAAUUUUGAUGUGGAAAUUGUGUGAAAUGUAAAUAUUUCAAGUGUGUAAUGAUAUCUUUCCCUUCGAGACAAUUAAAAUGUAAUAUUCAUAGGGCAAGGCUUUUCGAACUUUUUAAAUUAUUCAAUUCUAACUGUUGAGUGUUGUGAAAUAUCGUAAUGCACGAGUUGUAGUGGUGGAAUCUGUUUUUCUAAUGAUUUUUGUGCAAUCUUUUUCAAAGAUUUGUGGAAAAUUAUGUUCUUUAUAUGUGGCUUCCUCAGGCAUGGUCGACUUUUUUAUGACGUCACAAUAGGAAAUUGUAGAAGAAAUGAAGAAAAUUUGAAGUAAAAAUUAUACUUAUGACAAAUCAUGUGUCGAGAAAAAUUUUUUUUACAAGUGCAGGAGAAAUAUAAUUCUCCCACUGAUUCAGAAAUGAGAAAAUAACACAAAAUAAGAAAACACAGUUUUACAUUGACUAAAUUACAACUUAUAUAUUUUAAUUAUUGGUUGCAUUAUGAUAACACUUAUCUUUUCAUUUCUGUAUAUUAUGUGUUGGA